Zeugodacus cucurbitae (melon fly) is the source of this 2089-nucleotide messenger RNA. RefSeq lists its product as uncharacterized. The transcript has a single exon. Bases 254 to 2089 code for a protein of 611 amino acids. The record is from RefSeq and is a predicted model, not a curated record. Lineage: Eukaryota; Metazoa; Arthropoda; Insecta; Diptera; Tephritidae.
CGAUUAAGCACGUGGCAAUGCAAAUAUUACUGUUAUUACAUAAAUUUAUACUCAUUACACUGAGCACAUAAAAGAACCGUCUGGAAGCUUUGUCAUCUCUAUCAUUGUGGGAUAUAACAAAAUUAUCAGAAAUGUAAUUUUCGAGAUUAUAAAAGUGUGAACAUGUUUUACUCGCGAAGCACGCGACAACAGUUAGUAGUCUAAUAAAGCUCCAGAACUACAGUUCUAAAAAGCGCUGUUGAUAAAAAUCAAAAUGAUUUCAAAAAGUGUACCAACUCUGAUGUUUUUGCACUUACUUUCGGGGCCCCUCGUAUUAGCAGUACAACAAGAGUGGGGAAACGUCCGCAAUGAAAUGCUAGUCGAUCUUCUUUUGGAGCUAAAGGAUAAACAUCGUUAUCAAACAGUAUUAUUUGAAAACUGUGCCGAAAACUUAUCCGUCAACGAUUUUUGGGCGAAAAUGAAUACCCCGAUGUUGCAACUACUAUCCACCACUCAAUAUGAAAGGGAAUUGAAAAUGCUCUUCAACCACAAUUUGCUCGCCAUAGUUUGUGUGGAGAGUUAUGCCGAUUCGUCCAGUGUACUCAGUGGGCUGGCCAAGCAAUUGCAGCUCAUUCGUCAUUCUCACAUAAUCCUUUUGGUGCUGGGGGUCUCAGCAAGUAAGGUCCACCAAGAAGAAGUCGUCGAACAACUCUUCCGCCAUUGCCAGAGACUGCAGAUGCUGAACGUCAUUGCGCUGUUUAGAGAUUAUAUGAGUACUCGUGUGGUGUUCACUUUCGAUGCUUUCCCCACAUUCAAACUCAAUGCAUUUCAAUUCAGUGCGCUUUUCAAUUAUUUCCCUGACAAAACUCGCCAACUCCACGGCCAUCCAAUUUACACGCUGCCCGACCAGAAUCAGCCGAGAUCGUUUCUGUUUCGAGACGCUAAUGGUGAGCUGAAAAUGUCCGGUUACGUUGGUAAGUUGGUGGAGGCUUUUGGACAACACAUUAAUGGGUCCUUGCGUUUUCCAUAUCCCAUUAACAUCAACGAAAAUAUAUAUCAAAGAGAGCAGCUGAACAGCACACGGACGGGAGUCAUCGACUUUGCAACAAGUUUAGGUUCUUACAAAUUCUUCGCAGUUACCUCCGAAUUCACAUAUCCCUUCGAAUUCGCCAAGUGGCUGAUGAUGCUGCCAGUGGAGCGCGAGCUAGAAGUGAACGAAAUGCUCUUGUAUAUCUUUCAAUCCGAGCUGUUCAUGUUCAUCAUUCUAAUUGGUAUUCUAGUGAGUUUUUUCUUAAAUGCCUUUGAAUAUUUCCAAAUUCGACCUCACAGUUCGGAGAGAAAAUUCUGGACCACAUUCUACAGUCAUGGGCAAACAUUUCGUGGCAUUUUAGGUCAGCCAUUUCCCAUGUACCCGUACAAUAAUUGGCGUAUGAGUGUCAUAUAUUUCACAAUAUUCCUUAUUGGACUCAUAACCAGUUGCCUGUUUUCGGUGUAUUUGAAGACUUUUCUUACCCAACCGCCUACUAAACCGCGUAUUAACAGCUUGGAUGAUCUCAUAAAGUCGGACACUCGUUGUCUUAUUAACGAAAAAGAGGUCCCUGUUUUCAAAGAAGUUCAUGGAGAGGAUGCCUGGUCGCAUUACAAAGCCGGAUUUGAGGUUAUAUCGUCUUGGCCAAAGUUUCUCGCGUAUCGCUUGUCACUAAAUACAACCUACGCUUAUACUGUCACCACCUCAUUGUGGCCCAUCAUCCAAUUGAAGCAAUCGCUUAGACGUCGGAAACUCUUUCGCCUCGCCACCGAUAUUGUAUUGGACGAUACGCUUGUGUUGGCUAUUCCCAUUCAGGAGAACUCGAUUUACAAAUCUGCGCUAAAUCGAUUUAUUAUGUCGGUAAAUGAAGCGGGACUUAUAUACUAUUGGCAAGUUAUGACCUAUUACGACAUGGUCGCAAUCGGUUCCAUUAACUUGGAGUACAACGUGGAUGGCUCACGGCAACAAAACAUACUGAUUCCCAGCGACUUUUACUGGAUGGCUUGGAUGUUUGGUGUGAGUUAUAGUCUUAGUAUCAUAGUAUUUGUAUUCGAAGUACUUAUCUACAAAUUUAAGAGAUAA